AUGAACAGCUACAACGACAAUGGCGAGCCUCCGAUCCCAGGUUUUGCAUCUCCCGUCGUAGUCUCUUCCCAUCCACCUGCCACCACUCAACAACAACAACCAGCAAAUCCAAAUCCAAGGAAGCGAGCAUUCAACAUGGAAGAAUCCCUCGCAAAGGAAAAGAAGCAUAUCCCCAUCAUAACAACCUCACAAUCUAAAAAGAUGUCCUCUCAUAUCUCCCGAUGGGCAAAGAUACAAGACGAGGUCGCGGCUACAAACAAUACUCAAGAAGAGGAGGCUGAAACGCUGGCGGAUAAUGGGGAGGACUUGAAGGAGCCGGCACCAGUCGACUUGUCAGAUGAGGCGUUGCUAAAGAGACUGCCAUCAGAUGCAUCCAUAAACACCGAACACUCGGAUAUGACUCUCAUGGCAUGUCUGCUAUGCCAACGACAAUUCAAAUCGCUAGAGGAUUUAGCUAAACAUCAAGUGAAAUCGGAUCUGCAUAAAAAAAACAUGACUGCACUCCGCACAACCCAAAUAACAGACCUCAGAACAACACUAUCGAUACAAGCUGCCGCCGAAACUGCCAGAUACCGUAACCGUGUCGAAGCUCGAAGACGGAAAUAUGCUCCUCCUGAUUAUAAUCACAACAAGUCACGGUCUAUGGUGGCGUUUCCAAUGUCUGGUACUAGUGGUAGUAGGGCGGGGUGGAAGACGACGUCUGCAACACCAAUCGAACAACCAACCAUAAACGGCAUCCAACAAGACAAUGCAGGGCGUCGCAUUCUUGAAAAAAUGGGGUGGAAGGAAGGUGAAGGACUAGGUGCCAAACGAGAUGGUAUCGUGCAACCCAUUGAGGCAUCUGGAUAUGGCAGAGGUGCUGGAUUGGGUAGUUUGGAUUAUCCAAGUAUUGGGGGUGGUGAUUUCGCAGAGUCAUAUACGGAUCAGACAAAGAGGAUGGCGAGGGCGAGGUUGGAUCAGAGUUGA
Messenger RNA from Synchytrium microbalum, 966 nucleotides. RefSeq lists its product as uncharacterized. The coding region runs from base 1 to 966 and encodes 321 amino acids. The record is from RefSeq and is a predicted model, not a curated record. The transcript has 5 exons. NCBI's taxonomy places the organism in Eukaryota, Fungi, Chytridiomycota, Chytridiomycetes, Synchytriales, Synchytriaceae. Gene Ontology annotation, biological process: mRNA splicing, via spliceosome. Gene Ontology annotation, cellular component: nucleus. Gene Ontology annotation, molecular function: RNA binding.